Molecule: messenger RNA, 1191 nt
Organism: Maudiozyma barnettii
Lineage: Eukaryota; Fungi; Ascomycota; Saccharomycetes; Saccharomycetales; Saccharomycetaceae
Gene: CDC50
Product: aminophospholipid translocase regulatory protein CDC50
Exons: 1
Coding region: 1-1191 (396 amino acids)
Cellular component (GO): Golgi apparatus; plasma membrane; endoplasmic reticulum
Source: RefSeq, a predicted model, not a curated record
AUGUCCUCCCUUUUUAAGAAGUUGAAUAUCUUUAACGGAAAAUCUGCUCCGACUCAGCCCCAACAUAAAUCAAAUAAACCUCCAAAUACAGGGUUUAGACAACAAAGGUUAAAAUCAUGGCAACCUAUUCUGACACCUCAAAGUGUAUUACCAAUUUUAAUAUUCUUUGCGUGCAUUUUUACACCUAUUGGUAUUGGUCUUGUGGCUAGUAGUAACGGCGUUCAGGAUUUUUCAAUUGACUAUAGUCAUUGCGAAAGUAAAGCUGCAGAGGAAUUUGAAAACAUUCCUCUCAAAUAUGUAAGACACCAUUUUAAAGAAAAACUUUCAUAUCAACCCCAAUGGAGAACAUUUAUAAAUGAUGACGAGACAACAACAUGCCAGCUACAAUUUGAAAUUCCAAACACCAUAAAGAAGCAUAUAUAUGUGUAUUAUAAGUUGACUAAUUUCUACCAAAACCAUAGAAGAUAUGUGGAAUCAUAUGACCAUAGACAGCUUAAAGGGAAGGUUCUAAAAUAUGAGGACCUCAGUAUACAUUGUAAGCCAUUGAGAGGUGAAGGUGAGAAAGCGAUCUAUCCAUGUGGUUUGAUAGCAAAUUCAAUGUUCAAUGAUACAUUUAACCCCAAACUUAUUGGUGCAGAUGAUAGCACAGAAGAUUUUGAAUUGACAAACAAACAUAUAUCUUGGUCAAUCGAUCGUCACCGUUACAAAAUGACCAAAUACAAUGCUUCUGAUAUUGUGCCACCACCUAACUGGACGAAGAAAUAUCCUGACGGUUAUACAGAUGAUAAUAUUCCGAAUAUUCAUGAAUGGGAAGAAUUCCAAGUCUGGAUGCGUACAGCUCCCUUCCCAAAAUUUUACAAGCUAGCUCUAAAGAAUGAAUCUGCAUAUCUACCAGAUGGGAAAUACUCAAUGGAUAUUGGUCUUAACUACCCUGUAUCGAUUUUUGGUGGAUCUAAAAGUUUUAUUAUAACGACAAAUGGUGUUACUGGUUCAAGGAACCUAUCAUUAGGAAUUACAUAUCUAAUAGUUGCAGGCUUAGCUGCAUUAUUUGCUUCCGUUUUUCUUAUUAAAAUGGUAUUCCAACCAAGAACUCUUGGGGAUCAUAAUUAUUUGAAUUUCGAAGGUUCUGAAGGCACUCAACACGAUGAAGAGAAUGCAAACGAAGAGAUUCCGUUACGUGAUAUUCUAUAG